AUUGCAUCAUCCCUCUCGCCCCCCUCGUCCGCUGUUGCCUCCCCCGCUCCUUGCCUCCCCACCUUUCUUCCCUCCUCUCGAGGCACUUGUUUGCGCUCCUUCCCCCGUUCUAUCCUCCCCACCGCACUCGAGCCAUGUUCACCACACUCAGCAAGGUGCAAAACGCGCACAAGGGGCCGAUCUGGUCUUGCACAUGGGUUCCGGCCCAAGCCGCCACCCUGCCCUCCUUUGUGGCCACCGGCUCCGUCGACGAGACGGUUUCUCUGUGGGACCCGGAGUCCUUCAACAAAGUGCACGAUGCCAAGACCCGCUCGGCUGGCGGGCUGGCCAUCAACUCGAUUGUCGCCUCGGCUGAUGGGAAACGCAUCAUCACCUCCUCUCUGGAUAAUCAGAUCACCGUCCUCUCGGUGGGAGGCGCCACCGCCACUCUCGAGUCCAAUGGUGACAGCCUGGUCGACGAGGCGGCCUCCAAGCAGAAGGACGACUCCACUCCGGCCGUGCGGAAGUCCGCGCAGGGAGACUACACCGUGGCCCUGACGGCGACUCAUAAGAUUGCCGCCGGCCCGGCCGAGUCCUGGACCGUCUGCCUGUCCCCGUGCGGGACGCAGAUUGCCUCCGGCACGCCUGCCGGGAAUGUCAACAUUUGGCAGAUCCCCCCGGCCGGGGCCCCGGGGAGUGUGGUCGAGAUCACCGACAAGCGCACCAUCAAUGUGUCCAACCGGCUGGUGCUCUCGGUUGCCUGGAGCUCGGAUGGCACCCUCAUCGCCGCUGGCAUGGAGAAUGGCUCGAUUGCUCUGUACAACAUCGAGCGCGGCCAGCCUCUGCCCACGAUCAAUGACGCCCACUCGGGCCCUGUCCGCACGGUGGCCUUCUCGCCGGACAGCAGCACCCUCCUCACAGGCUCCGAUGAUGGGACCCUUGUUUUGCAUGACGUCAACGUCGGCUCCAAGAUCUCCACUUUCACCGGACACACCUCGUGGGUGCUGUCGGCGGCCUUCCAGCCGCACACCGACACCAUCAAGUCGCCGAACCAGUUCAUCAGCUCCAGCGCCGACGGAUCGGUGCGCGUGUGGGACGCCCAGGGGAGCUCGCUCCACGUGUCGAACACCGCUUCCAAGAACACCGAUUCCGGUGGCUGCCUCUUUUCCUUCAAGGAGCACACUGACCAGGUGUGGGCCGUUUCCUGGGACCCGACCACUUGCCGUCGGGCCGUCAGCGUCGGUGACGAUGGUGCCAUUGUCUUCUACAAGAUCAACUAAGCCGCGACGAGGGAGUUGGAUGCCCUUACACCAUUCCGCUUUCCUUCCCUACACCCCCGUCCCCACGGCCGCUGUCAUGCCUGCCCCCCCCCCCACCCUUCUCGCGUCCCCUUCCCAUCUCUUGUGGGCUCCAACCGGGCGAGUGGACAAAAAAAAGAGGUCUCCAAACAUCGUUUGCCCGGAUGUCGUGUUCUUGCACAGGGGGGAAUAGUCUCCCCCCCCCCUCUCUCUCUCUC
Fonticula alba is the source of this 1495-nucleotide messenger RNA. RefSeq lists its product as hypothetical. Gene Ontology annotation, biological process: ribosomal large subunit assembly. The transcript is spliced from 7 exons. Bases 135 to 1259 code for a protein of 374 amino acids. Gene Ontology annotation, cellular component: nucleolus. Gene Ontology annotation, molecular function: protein binding. Lineage: Eukaryota; Rotosphaerida; Fonticulaceae. The record is from RefSeq and is a predicted model, not a curated record.